Molecule: messenger RNA, 1067 nt
Organism: Chenopodium quinoa (quinoa)
Lineage: Eukaryota; Viridiplantae; Streptophyta; Magnoliopsida; Caryophyllales; Amaranthaceae
Product: CASP-like protein 5B2
Exons: 3
Coding region: 405-866 (153 amino acids)
Cellular component (GO): membrane
Source: RefSeq, a predicted model, not a curated record
CGUGAAAGAAUAAACAACCCUCGUUAGCAAAACCAAACAAAGCCAUAAACUACUCCAUAGUUUUCUCUUUUAAAAGUUCCCCUUGCCUCCAUGUGAUCAGCUCACUGUCAGAGAUUAAAAUUACUGUUACAGUCGAAAAAAGCAGCCAAAAAUCUAAUUUCACCAGUUUUCCCUACUAAUUUCUACAUUUUCAAUUGAAUUUCUAGAACAAAAUUCCCAAAAUCUCGCAUUUCCCCAGUAAGGAACCACUCUCACUUUUUCUGGUUGAGCAACGAGAUUCAAGUAUAGGUUUCUAGAUUGUGGGAGAACCCAGAUUAUUUGGGGAUGAUGGAUUUUGAAAUCUAGGGCAUUUUUUUUUCUUUUGGGUGAAGUAUUGGAGAGUGAAAGAUAGUCUGGGUGACGAGAUGAAGGAUGUGGUUGGAAGUCCAGGUACAAAGACUGGAUUAAUGUUAAGAAUUGGGCAAUGUGGAUUUGCUGCUGCUUCCAUUGCUUUUAUGGUUUGUGCUGCUGGAUUUGCUUCCUACACUGCUUUCUGCUAUUUGAUUGCAUCUAUGGGGCUUCAAGUGCUAUGGAGCUUUGGACUUGCUUGUCUGGAUGUCUAUGCCCUGAAGAUAAAGAGAGACCUUCAGAGCCCUGUCUUAGUGAGCCUAUUUGUUGUUGGCGACUGGGUAACAGCUACUUUAUCACUCGCUGCCGCAUGCUCAUCAGCAGGAAUUGUGGUUUUGUAUUCCAAUGAUCUUAGCCUCUGCAGGUCAGAACAUCUGCCGUGUUCCAAGUACCAGUUGUCUGUAACGUUUGCCUUCAUCACCUGGUUUCUUAUUGCCUUGUCUUCAUAUCUGAUGUUAUGGAUUUUGGCUUCUGUCUGAAAUCUAAAUUGACCAUAUGACAACAGCUUGUGACAUGAGUCCAAUUCUCUUCUAUCUAAUGUGUAAAUGUGCCCCUUUUUUCACUCUUAUUUUUAUCCUUAUCCUCCAGUGUAUGCUUCUGAGUUUUGACACCUUAUUAAGGUGAUUUUAUAAGCAUUGAUUUGAAAUGACAAAAAAUAUUUCCGAUGCUUUCAUUAGAGA